GUAAAAUCCAUCCUUCAGUUUGUCCGCUUUGUACUGUUCAUUGUGUGUGUUGUUCUAAAUUUCCCAAAAUUUUGCUUUCCCGAAAUUCGCGACCAUUUUGUCACCCGCCAAACGAACCAAAUUUUCCCUGUACCAUGGCGUACAUAUUCCUCUUUGAAGUAAUCGUCGAUGAUUUGCAUCUAUUUUCGGACGUUCGAAAUUCUAGCCCAGAGGCGGCUCAAGAUGACUCCGGUACGGUAAGACGUGAGCUCUGCGUCCGUCUCCAGCUCUCCAACCUGGUACGGUGUGAGGUUUGCGAAAAAGAUUUCGGCUCUGCCCUCGACAUGGAGGUACGCAAAACGGGGGAGAACUGCCUGUUUGCGUACAAUCCAACGCUGGAGCUGCAGGAAGAGCUUGAACUACGCAUAUCGGCCCACGAGAAGGGUCCGGAUGGGGUGAAAAGGUUGGUCGGAAGCUGGAAAGAACCGGCCCGCGAAAUGUUGGUUGGACUUGCGCAGGGUUACGAUCUUCAGAAUGGAAUGAUGCCACAGGAGGACAAUUCACAAGAAUCGAUGUUGUCCAGUGUGGUGGAGCAAACCCAGCGAAACAAGCCCGUUUCCAAUACCUUCAAGGCAUCGUAUCCACUCGAAGUGGAAACGGGAAAUGUAGUGGUUGGGGUGGUCAUCCUCACUAUUCGAGUUUCCUGUCUGGGACCAAACAUCAACCAGAAGGUGUUGUUUGGAGGGCGUGAUGUUCAGCAACAGCCGGUAACGUGCUACAAAAUGGAGAACGAACCUGUCGUGCAGUGUGUAACGCUGGAGGAUCAAGACGAUCAGGUGUUGGUAGCUCCCAAAGCAAGUCUGGCUAGCAUCGUGGGAACUGAAAUCGUUCCGGAAGUUCAACCGUACGAUGAGUAUGCUGCCGAGCUGAACGGAAACGCCAUAUGUAUUCGGGUGGAGAAGGAUGCGAACAUUGCUGUGAGCAUUGAUGGCGAGGAUAGUAGCGAUUGCACGAAAGGAUGUUGGACUUCUCUUACCCUUCCGGAUGGUGUGUACGGCUUGAAGGAGGAAUACAUCCGACACGAAGCUAACGGCUGUAAGCUUCCCAUCAUCCGAGGCACCCUCAAGUACCCGGCGUAUCACUGGUCCGGUGACUUUAUGGUGGCCAAAAAAACAACCCCCGUAACGGUGGAAGACUACCGGAAAAAGCCGGAGCCAACCCGUACCGUUGGACUGCAGGCGCUUCCGGAGCACGUGGAACGGGACUGCGCUGGGAUCGAAAUCUGCCGCAAAGGUUGGCACGACCCCAACGUGGAUGUGUUCGUGCUAAAGCUCGGCAAGAACAAGCGUACCUCCGCGGAAGGCAAUCCACGCAAUGAGGUGGAAAUCGAGCUGCGAACACCGCGUGGUCCUUCCCAAGAAAUACGUCCCAAGGUAUCGCGUGGCAUGCAGGUGCUGGAGGAAGAGUUUGAACCGGCCGGAGAAAUGAACCGACCGGCGGCAGCCAUCCCGGCCGGUGACGGCGACAAGGCCGGCAAGGGAAAGGGAAAGGCGGCCGGUAAAAAAGGCAAAAAGAAGUAAAGACAAAUAGACGCUUUCCGGUGUGCUGAGCCGAGCGCGAUUCGAUUAUUUAAUCCACCUACAGCGUGUGCGGCCAUGUCAUAUGCUACUUACUUGUGCACCGGCUGCUGGUGCUGCCACGCACCGAACCGAUUGACGCAUGGUAGCCUACACCAGCCUACCAGCAUCGGUAAUAAAUCAGAGAAAGUUUGAUCUGCGAGUUCCGGCGCGGUAGGUUAAAGGAGAGAAAGCACGCCGGGUGGGUUA
This is a messenger RNA of Anopheles stephensi (Asian malaria mosquito), 1805 nucleotides long. RefSeq lists its product as uncharacterized. The record is from RefSeq and is a predicted model, not a curated record. The transcript has 2 exons. NCBI's taxonomy places the organism in Eukaryota, Metazoa, Arthropoda, Insecta, Diptera, Culicidae. The coding region runs from base 135 to 1559 and encodes 474 amino acids.